This is a messenger RNA of Gongylonema pulchrum, 291 nucleotides long. The record is from the annotation of a GenBank genome assembly. NCBI's taxonomy places the organism in Eukaryota, Metazoa, Nematoda, Chromadorea, Rhabditida, Gongylonematidae.
AUGUCGUCGCACGUGCCGCGCAAAAUCUUGGUUACUGGUGGUUGUGGAUUCAUUGGUUCCAAUUUCAUUAACUAUAUUUAUCGCAUUUGGCCACACAUGAAUAUUGUAAACGUGGACAAGUUGAUUUUGAACUCGGAUGUCUAUUACGUCGACGAGGAAAUUAUCGAAUCCUCACGAUAUAGACUCAUUACCGCGGAUAUACGGAACAGAAGAGUGAUUGAACGUGCCCUCAGGGAAAAUAAGGUAAAGUACGGCAAUGUGAGCAACAGAAAAUGGAUAGAUUUGCUAUGA